AUGGUGGCGUAUCAUUGGUGGGUGGAUGACUGUACUUGUUUGGUUCUGUUACUUUCGCAAGCGAGCCGUGGAUCUACAGAUCCACCCUACCACCCACACCUCUGGCACCUCCAAUUUUCGACCCGAUUCUCUCAGAUCACACGAUACGAAGGCUUGGCUCAUGCCAACUACUCCGUGGAGCUUAUAGCGCUCAAUGGUCUUGUUUCUCUUGAAGUUUCCCUCUAUGGUACCGAAUGGAACAAGGACUCUCUUGUACUCGCCAGAAUGCGACGGUUGACGGGUCCGACGGAUGAAUCUCAAAACCCUGAACAAGAACUAUCCAGUUGGACGUUCACAAUCUGGCCAGGACCAGCUCUAAUGACAACGGGUGCUACCAGGACAUACGCCAUUGAGCGUGUUUCCAUAUGUGGCGACUCGUUUGUUCUGUAUGACUCGAGGUCAAAAUGCCUAUUCAGUUCGGUCAUCAUCGUCUACUGGUUUAAAUUACCGGAAGGCCCUUCACAGACUCUGGCUUUAUUUCAAAACUCAGGAACUGAUCUCGCCAUCUCCAAAUGCCAGUGUACUUGCUGCAAUUUCACCUUCAAGAUGUUGGCCGUGCACCUGGAUGUUCCCCGCCAGCUAGCAACCGAAAUCCCUCAUGCACUCCAGCUUGACCGAGAACGGAACGCUACUUCCGCUUCCCGAAUCCUCGCUGUCCAGGGUGCAUCCAAUUUCUCUACAACCUAUACUGAUCGCUUAAUCUCGUCUACGCGUUUUACUUCUAUGAAAACUGAGCAUACGGGCAACGAAUAG
This is a messenger RNA of Laccaria bicolor S238N-H82, 792 nucleotides long. RefSeq lists its product as uncharacterized. Lineage: Eukaryota; Fungi; Basidiomycota; Agaricomycetes; Agaricales; Hydnangiaceae. The transcript is spliced from 7 exons. The record is from RefSeq and is a predicted model, not a curated record. The coding region runs from base 1 to 792 and encodes 263 amino acids.